Olea europaea var. sylvestris is the source of this 906-nucleotide messenger RNA. RefSeq names its product BAG family molecular chaperone regulator 5, mitochondrial-like. Gene Ontology annotation, biological process: protein folding. NCBI's taxonomy places the organism in Eukaryota, Viridiplantae, Streptophyta, Magnoliopsida, Lamiales, Oleaceae. The transcript has 2 exons. The record is from RefSeq and is a predicted model, not a curated record. Gene Ontology annotation, molecular function: protein-folding chaperone binding. Bases 74 to 694 code for a protein of 206 amino acids. Gene Ontology annotation, cellular component: plasmodesma.
CAUUCACAUAUAUCCAUAAUUUCCUCACUCCUUUACUUCAGCUCUGCUUUCCCUUUUCUUCUCUGCUGCAAAAAUGGCGUCUCGAUUUUUCCCCUAUACCAUCACCAGUACAAUUUUCUACACUGACCAUUCUGUCCCCAAUGCCCACACGAAAGUCGUUGAAAUCCCCAUCCAGUCCCCUUCUGAUGAACCACCGGCCUCGAUUCCCAUCCCAAUUGCGCAACCUCAAUCCUCUGCUGCUGUUAAGAUACAGUCAGUGUAUCGAUCGCACAGGGUCCGGAACCUUGUAAAGAAGAUCGCCGCGGUCAAUUCUGAAGCCAAUUAUUGGGAAAGACUCAUCCAACAACAGGAGACAGUUGAUGCUGUGCGUACCAGUGAACAGGAGCGGAUCAAGAUCAACGAGGCUUUGAUGAGUUUGUUAUUCAGGUUAGACUCGGUGCCCGGGAUUGAUGCCACUGUGAGGGAGCUGAGGAGGCAUGUGAGCCAUAGGAUUGUGGGGUUGCAGGAGAUACUGGAUGCAGUUUCAGACUCGAAAGUUCAACACUGGGAUGGGUUUUUAAGGUACUGGGAUGAUGUUUUAGCUGGUAUGGAAAAAGAGGUGUGCAAAGAAAUAGGUGGUGGGAAUGACAUGGAGAGGUAUUGUGCUGAGCAUUUGGGAUUUCGAUGUCUACAGAGGUUUCUUCGUGACCAAUGAUCAUGCGCAUAAGUAAUAGAGCAUGUUUGGCUAUGCUUAAAAAGUUAUUUCACUAGAAAGGAAGUUGUUAAGAAAAGUCAUAUUUCAAAAAUAAGUGACUUUGACUUUGACUUUUGCUUUCUAUCUGUUUAUAUUGUAAAUCGAUACACGAGUUCCUAAUCUUUUGCUUACAUUUUGUGGUGACGUGGUGUAUUUAUUUUUGUUAGUUGUUA